AGAAGAAGCAUGCUAGCUCCUCUCAAUGGAAACUGAAAGCACUCUCGGGCUGUGGACGAAGGUUGGCACCUGCAUGUUACCCUACUCUCACAGCAUGUCUCUGUGGAUUAUAACUAAGGCAACUUUGACUGUCCCUGAUCUGAGCCAGAAGCACAGCAGCCGGGGGUGGGGGGCACCGUUCACACAUACAGAGCCGUGAGGAGGACUGCUUCAGCUGGGCAGGAACGAAGAAGAAGAACAACAAGAAGAACAAGAAUCGAGAAGAAGCGGGAAGACACAGCUGAAGAUGGCUGGCUUUCUGGAUAACCUCCGCUGGCCAGAGUGCGAAUGCAUCGACUGGGGGGAGAGGAGGAACGCCGUGGCUUCUGUUGCCUCUGGAGUUCUGUUCUUCACAGGCUGGUGGAUCAUGAUUGACGCAGCAGUGACGUAUCCAUCCCAGGAGCAGAUGGAGCACGCGUUCCACACAUGCGGGGUCUUCUCCACCAUAGCAUUCUUCAUGAUAAAUGCAGUUUCUAACGGCCAAGUGAGAGGAGACACGUAUGUAGAGGGCUGCCUGGGCCGGACAGGAGCUCGUCUCUGGCUCUUCAUCGGCUUCAUGAUGAUGUUCGGCUCGCUCAUCGCCUCCAUCUGGAUCCUGUUUGGGGGCUACGUGGUGCCAAAGAAGGAGGUGGCGCCAGGGCUGGCUGUGUUCUUUCAGAAUGCCUUCAUCUUUUUUAGCACGCUCAUCUACAAGUUCGGCCGGACUGAAGAUUUAUGGGGUUAGAGGCUCUCUCUCUCUCUCUCUCUCUUUCUCUCUCUCUCUUUCUCUCUCUCUCACACGGACACUAUUGUUUCUAGAUUCUUUCCAUGUCUUUGCUGUCAUGAUAAUAUUUCUGUCAUUAGUUAGAUGGCUUUGCACAAUUCUCGUUCUGUUGAAACUGUCUGUGCUGUUUUUAAGAAAUCCAUUCUUACUUUUUGAUUCAAAAUGUUUGUAUUCUAAACGAGGGAGAUGCUGUUCCGACUUGCACUGAGGAUUCAGGUGAUUUUAAUGUGUUUGUAUCUCAGAUGAUUCUCAUCCCUUCAGCUGAUGAUUGCAGGUUCACUCACUGUCAAUCAGAAAGGGAACACAGUGUAGCGUUAUUGUGAGCUAAUUACUUUAUAUAAAUGCAUUCUGGGUAAAAGGGUCAACACAAAGCCCUUUCUGCUGACUCUACUGGAGAGCAUCAUACUGUAUGUGAGGGUAUACAUGCACUGGAUUAUUAUGUUUUUAAAAGGUAAAGGUUUCCUUGUCAUCAGCUGCUUUAUGUUGGACUCAUGAUUAUUUAUUCUGCCUCAGGAGGACGUGUCUUUUUGCAUAGUCUGUGUAGUUUCUACAACAUAAUGUCAUGUAAAGUGAGGCGUAAGUAUUCGGAUUUCUUUCAAGAAUACAACGGAUCUUGUGCAGCUGUUUAUCAGAUUGAUGUAGUAUUAGCAGUUUUAAAAGACACUACUUGUUCUCAUAGAGAUGUGCAUCAGACCACUUUGUUAUGUAAUAGAACACACUUUGACUCAAACGCUCUGACUUGCAUGGAGUUCAAAUAAAAUGUUAAAAACUG
Molecule: messenger RNA, 1574 nt
Organism: Eleginops maclovinus (Patagonian blennie)
Lineage: Eukaryota; Metazoa; Chordata; Actinopteri; Perciformes; Eleginopidae
Product: transmembrane protein 50B-like
Exons: 7
Coding region: 287-763 (158 amino acids)
Biological process (GO): late endosome to vacuole transport via multivesicular body sorting pathway; protein targeting to vacuole
Source: RefSeq, a predicted model, not a curated record